This is a messenger RNA of Trypanosoma cruzi, 1188 nucleotides long. RefSeq lists its product as uncharacterized. The record is from RefSeq and is a predicted model, not a curated record. NCBI's taxonomy places the organism in Eukaryota, Euglenozoa, Kinetoplastea, Trypanosomatida, Trypanosomatidae. Bases 1 to 1188 code for a protein of 395 amino acids. The transcript has a single exon.
AUGUUUGAUGCACUGAGCGCGCUGGUGGAGACCGCGUCGGCGAAGGCGAAGCUGCUCACAGAAGAGGGGUAUGAGCUGGUGAAGCAGACCGGCAUGCUGGAGUUAGAGGAGGGAUACGACGACACGAAUUGCGGCACCACUGAAGUAAAAUGUAAGACAGUCCCCGCGGCGGAGUGUGUCACUUCGAAAGAAUCGGAGGGUCCAUGCCCUGCCGUUACUCGUGUGACGAAAGAUCUGUUUUUUCUGCCGCCGUCUCAGUGGGAAUCGCCGGCAGAGGAAUGGACGCUUCUGGCGGAAUCAGCGCUCAUGGAAGAGAACAGCUGCAUCAUUCCACCCGAGAGAAUUUUGGGCGAGGAGUCGCUCGUGUCAAAGUUAUGCGGUUUGUUGAAUGUUGACUCCAUUGAAAAAUUACCGGAAAUUCCGAAAUUCAGCGAAUGUAAACCGUCUCAAGAGUUGGUGGAUUGGUUGACGUCGGAAACAGAGUGCAUUGAGUUCCGAUCUUUAUUGGUGCCUCGCCAUGUCUCGGAUGAACAGUAUUGGGUGAACACUUGCUGGCGCUUUUUUAUCUAUCGAAUGUGCCGCAACGGAAGCCAGUUGCUAGAUGUGAUGGAAGUCGUUUCCAUAGAGCCAAAGCCAGUCGACACGACUGGUGUGUUGCGUAAGAAGCGUAUUGGCGUUCCAAACAACGCGACACAUUGGAAAAAAUUGCGGGAGACGCUGAAUUGCAGGCGGGAGAUGGCGGCAUGGAUCGAGGAGCAAAUAUCAACGGUGCAGCAUGAAAUUGAGUUGGCACUGAGUAACCUUCAGCUGCUUACCAACAUCACCAUGAAGCGGGAGACCACGGAACUUGGAGACUCCGUCUCAGAGAGCUGCAAAUACCACAAGGCGAAACUUGAUCGUCUCAUGGGUGAGUUAAAGUUGCAGCGGGAAAAGCUGGGGGAAAGUGUUUUGUGCCCCGAUCAUGGCUCACUCUUUGCGCAGCUCGCGAAUGUUAACGACCAGCUACGCGUGAAGCUUGAGGUGUACGCGUCCCUCUCGAGCGGAAACCCCUCCGAAUGCCGGGAAAACGUCUCCCAUGGGGGACGUGAGGAGGCAACAUUGAAAACCAGCCCAAGUGGAGGGGACCACGAUGAUACAACCGUGUUUGAAGCUGUACUUCCGUGGGAAAAGGAGGGAGAGGAAGGGUAG